ACAUUUAACAAAUCGUUGAAAAAAAAGCAAGAGCUAAAAAAAGUUCAAUAAAAAUACUUUCAAAGAGAACACAAAAACAACUUUUGAGAAAAAAAGCUUUUUUUAAAUAAUUCACAAUAGUGUGUUGAUAAAAAUAAAGUGUAUAACAUAAACAAGACAGCAGUGUUUGACAGCUAAAGAAAAUUUUAAGCUAAAAAUAAACUUUUAAUAAGAAAAAAUAAAUUUUAAUAAAAAAUUUAAGAAAAAUUUAUAAAUCUUUAUUAAAAUAUUUAAGGAAAAUAUAGAAACUAGUGAAAAAUAAACUCUACCUAACCUCACAAUUAAAAAACAGCAAAAGAAAAUAGACUAGAUUGUUUUUGUGCAAGAGGUGAUUUGUUUAGUUGGAGCAACUGUACACUAAAAGUGAGGUGGAGCAAAAAGCUUUCUGUUCGUCUUUUAUUUUUCUACACAAAGUGGGGAAAUUGACACAGAUUUUGGCGCCAAUUUUUUGACAGUUGCCAAGACGCAAAAUAAUAAGUAAAAAUAAAAAAAAACAUAAAAGUGAAAAAUAAAAAAAGAACAAACCAAAACAAGUGAAGGUUAAAAUUAAUUACAAAUAAAUUAAACAAAAAAGCAAAAAAAAAUGUCGGCUGCCCGUGUUUUAAAUCCCAUGUUAAAUGAAUUCUGCAAAAUGACUUCCAGUCCUCAUGCCCUAAGGACAAAUCUAUCAUGUGGCCGUCAAUUGAAUCGCAUCAAAAGAGAUCUCUUUGGUCCUGCUAAUCCCAUUGAAACCAAUAAAAUCUUCAAUGAGGAAUUGGAAAAACACCAAGAGAAGGCUGCCAAGAAAUGGGGCUUUGAUUUUCGCAAUGGUUCUCCUUUAUCGGCCAAUUCCCAGUAUAUAUGGGAACGUGUGUCCUCACAAGAGAGUUGCAUAGCACCCGAAAUGUAUACUUUAACUAGAGCUGCCCAUGUUAGACCUGUGCCCGCGACCCCUGCACCUAAAACCCACAUGGAAAUGCUAAUGGAUGAACGGGCCGAUCGUGAAAAUUUCAAUAUUUCACAAUCUUCAGCCACCGAUACAGACUCCUGCGAUGACUCACAAGAUGAAUCAAUGGUUGUUUUCAAAGUUCCCGCUGGUCCCCAUCAUGCUGAAGCCACUUUGGCUGUGCCCCGUAAAACACAACUGCGCAAAAGACAACCUAAAAUUACAGAAUACAUGAAAGAACGCAAACGUUUGGCUCAAACACCCAAAAAAGUAUCUCCUGCUAAGCGUAUGCGUACCUCUUCUGGUUCCUCCUCAUCAUCUGCAUCACAUUUCAAUCAUGCUGUUAAUGCCAACAGCAUAGCAGCGCAUUUUUCAGUAAGAACACAGCGUCAUAAUUAAAAAGGAAAUUUUAUAUUUCUUUUAUAUAAAUAAUUUUACUAAAUAACCUUUGUAUUUUUAUAAUAACUAAAUUAUAAUUUUAAAAAUUUAAGCAAUUUUUUUUUUAAAGCAAAACAUUUUCUUUUUAAAAAUAAAGAAAAAAGUUUUAAUUUUUUCUUUAUUUUUAAGAAAUCAUUAAUUAUAACUGAAUGCCAUAAACUAAGUUAUUAGUUAUUAAAAUCUUAAUAUUAUAAGUUUAGUUUUAUAAGUUUCUGUUUUUCACUACCCUCACCACCCCUUUCCCCUUUAAAGGCAUAUGAACAAAAAAAGUCCUUCAUUACUUUUUUACCCAAUUUACCAAAAAAAAAAUUUUCUUAAAUUUAACAAAAAAACAUAUUGCAUUAAGUAUGAAUUUCUUAACCAAAAUUGGCAAUAUCUUUUUUUCCUCCUACCCCGAUUUAAAGCUUUUUGAAAGGUUUCUUUAUUAAAAAAACAAGAAAUGUUUCAUUAACCUUUAAAUAUUUUAAAAAAAUUUAAACUAAAAGGUUUAUUGCUUAAAAAAAGCUUUUAUUUAAACAAACAACUUAUAUCUUAAAACAAAAAUUUCUUAAUUUUACCAUUUUUUCCCUUUAACAAAGGGAAAAAAAGCUAAUUUUAAGAAAUUAUUAAGAAAAGUUUAAAUUAUUUAAAAGCUUUAAAGAAUGUUUCCUUUUUUUUACAUUUUAAAUUCUUAAUUGAAGUACAAAAUUUGUUAUAAAAAUCUAACUACAUUUCCUUAUGAUUAAACCCACACCAACCAGUGUUUUUUCCUUAAACUUUUUAACAAAAAACAUUUAAUAGAAAUUCUUUUUAAAAAAAAACUUGGCCACCAAGCCAAAUUUUAAAAAGAAUUUCUUUAUUUUGUUUUUUAUAAUUAAAAACAACAAAAAUUUCCCUUAAAUUUAAAAUUUCUUUUUAAAAGUCCCUUUAAAUUAUUAAAAUUUCUAGUGGCUUUUGCCAAUUUUAAAUUUGAUUGGAAAUUUUUGUAAAGAAAUCUCUGCUUUAAAGUCUUCCCCCCAAUCAGACUUUAAACCUUACAUUUCUGUCCAUAUCUUUCUUUGUAAAUUGUCUCCUUUUUCUCUCCCUCUCUCUUUCGAGCCUCCCCCCACUUAAUUUAGGCCGAGCCUUUAUUAUUUAAACAAAAAACUUUUGUAUUUUAUAUACAAAAAAAAUAUUUAUAUAAAUAUAAAAACAAAACUUGUAAUUUUCUUUAUAUUUCUUAAAAUAUAUUUAAAACUCUCUAAUAUAUAUUUUUUAAAAUUGUAUACAUUUUAGUUUGUAGUUUUAUAAAUAAUAAGUUCAUUUGCAUUUUGUCAUUUCAACUCAUAAAACAAAACAACAUUUGCAUCUCUUAAACACAAAAAUACAUACGCAUACCUAAAUCCAAAAACUAACCCCAAAUUUCCUUCAAUCAUUUAUUUUAUAUAUAUUUUUUUUCAAAUAUUAUAGAAAACACAAAAGAAAUUACCUAACUAAACAAUUCUUUAAAAAAUUUACAAAAAAUACACAACAACACAAAAUUGAAAAUAUAAAAUUUAAAACAAAAAUAAAAGUAAAAUAAAAAUCCU
Lucilia sericata (common green bottle fly) is the source of this 2949-nucleotide messenger RNA. RefSeq names its product cyclin-dependent kinase inhibitor 1B (gene dap). Gene Ontology annotation, molecular function: cyclin-dependent protein serine/threonine kinase inhibitor activity. The transcript has 3 exons. The coding region runs from base 623 to 1363 and encodes 246 amino acids. Gene Ontology annotation, biological process: regulation of cell cycle. Gene Ontology annotation, cellular component: nucleus. NCBI's taxonomy places the organism in Eukaryota, Metazoa, Arthropoda, Insecta, Diptera, Calliphoridae. The record is from RefSeq and is a predicted model, not a curated record.